This is a messenger RNA of Peromyscus eremicus (cactus mouse), 1405 nucleotides long. It is a transcript of the gene Lipt1, whose product is annotated as lipoyltransferase 1. Bases 121 to 1242 code for a protein of 373 amino acids. The transcript has 2 exons. Gene Ontology annotation, biological process: protein lipoylation. Gene Ontology annotation, cellular component: mitochondrion; cytoplasm. The record is from RefSeq and is a predicted model, not a curated record. Lineage: Eukaryota; Metazoa; Chordata; Mammalia; Rodentia; Cricetidae. Gene Ontology annotation, molecular function: lipoyltransferase activity.
CAUGGGAGUGGCUGGAGGGGAAGAACUGGGUCACGCGUGCUGAGUGCUCCAGGUCCCGCGUGUGCCGAUUGAGCUUUAGUUUGCAGAACAAAAGCUACGGGCGAGACCGGAAGAGGCAGCAUGCUAAUCCCGUUUUCCAUGAAGAACUGCUUCCGGUUUCUACGUCACCACAAGGUCCCAACAGCUGGCUUUAGAAACCCAGCCACACAUGGGCUCAUUUUACAGUCGAUCUCCAAUGACGUGUAUCAAAAUCUGGCUAUAGAAGACUGGAUCCAUGACCACAUACAUCUAGAAGGCAAGCCAAUUCUCUUCCUUUGGAGGAAUUCUCCCUGCGUUGUCAUUGGGAGGCACCAGAACCCAUGGCAGGAGUGUAAUCUCCACCUGAUGAGACGGGAAGGUAUAAAACUGGCUCGGAGAAGGAGUGGAGGAGGAACAGUGUACCACGAUAUGGGGAAUAUCAACCUGACCUUCUUUACCACCAAGACCAAGUACAACAGAAUGGAAAACUUGAAACUAAUCGUGAGAGCUCUGAAUACUGUCCAACCCCACCUGGACGUGCAGCCUACCAAAAAGCUUGACCUGUUACUCGAUGGGCAGUUUAAAAUCUCAGGAACUGCAUCAAAGAUUGGCCGGAUUGCUGCGUAUCACCAUUGCACCUUGUUAUGCAGUACCGACAGGACAGCUUUGUCUUCUUUGCUGAAGAGCCCAUACCAAGGCAUAAAGAGCAAUGCCACUCCCAGCAUCCCUUCCGUAGUCAAAAAUCUUCUGGAAAAAGAUCCCACGCUGACCUGUGAAGUUCUGAUGGAUGCUAUUGCUGCAGAGUAUGCUGCUUAUCAUCAAAUUGAUAAUCACAUUAACCUAAUCAACCCAGCAGAUGAGACACAGUUUCCUGGAAUAAACAGCAAAGUCAAAGAACUGCAAAGUUGGGAGUGGAUAUAUGGCUGGACUCCUAAGUUUAGUGUGAACACCACAUUUCAUGUGCCGUAUGAACAGGCACAUUUGGAAAUUCAAGUGUCCAUCGAUGUAAAGAAUGGACGAAUUGAAACCUGUGACAUAAAAGCACCUGAUCAUUGGUUGCCACUGGAAAUAGGUAACAAAUUAAACUCAAGCUUUAUUGGCAGCAAAUUCUGCCCCAUUGAAACCACCCUGCUAACAAAUAUAUUAUUGAGAACAUGUCCAGAUGACCAGCACUUACAUAGUAAAUGGAAUAUUCUGUGUGAAAAAAUUAGGGCAAUAAUGUGACUGAGUAACUUUCUUUAUACUGGCAAUUUCAAUGGUAUUUGGAACAUGAUAUUUGGACCACACUGGCCUCAAACUCAGAGAUCUGCCUGCUUCUGACCCCUGAGUUCUGGGAUUAAAGAUAUGUACCACCACGACCAAUGAUUCAUAAAUUUAUUACCUUGUA